AUGAACCCCGGAAAACGCUUCGCCAUAAAUUGGGUAGAGCUGCAACUCCGUCCAUUACACGGAAUUGACAUUUGGAUCCCAGUAUUCCAGUCCCUUGUGAUGGGUGGCACCUAUCCUCCCCACGCCGUAUUCAUUAUUCCCUCCACACGCUCUGGCGUCCCUCAUCCCUACUCCCGCCCUACCAGCCGUUCCAGUCAACGUUCCGUGGCAGCCCGCUCCCAACCACCCUCUCGCGGCCCAUCACCCCCUCCGCAACACCUGCCUGGAAUGGAACCGGAGCCGACCCUUGCCUCUCUCCUCGAGGCUAUCCAAACCCUCACCAGCCAAGUCGGGUCCCUACAGGCCCAAAUCCACACUCAAGGCCAACAGCUCUCUGAGCUCAAAGCCAUAUGUAAGGAGACCAACGACCUCGUUGGAGACAAGGAUCAGGGCGGAGCCCAAGCCAAGCCUGGCCCAUCGACUGGGCCUAUUACUCCCCCCACACAUACAGGGGGAGAAGCGCACACUCCAGGAAUGGUUAGGCCUGGACUCAAGGCCCCCUUCCGCCCAUCAAGAGGAACGGGCUUUGACUCAGAAGAAGAGGAAGAACCCAGGCGGGCCCCUAAGAGAGAGCCUGGCGACACGCCUAAGCGGAGCCUCAGCUCCCUUACCCCCUUUGACUCAGGGUCUAGCGUGAAGCGACCCAAGAUGGAGCUCCCCGACCCAUACAAAGGGGACUCCAGGGGAAGAAAGGCAACCCAGUGGCUGGAUCGCAUGCUGCUGUGGGUUGCACUUCAUCAAGAUCAAUUUGAUGAAGAAGAACAAAUGGUUGUGUGGAUCCUUUAUCACAUGACUGAUAAGGCUGCCGACUGGGCUCUCCCUAUCAUAGGGACCAUCAUCAAGGGCGAGGGAAACCCCCCUACCACUAUCCCGGCCUUAACAGCCAAAUUCAAAGAGGCAUUCGCCGACCCCAACGCCAAACGGGCAGCCGCCAGGAAGAUUGCCGCGCUUACUCAGACCACCACUACGUCUGAGUACGUUACCGAGUUCCGCAAUCUUAUGGCAGAACUUGAUUGGAACACUGAGGCGUACAUUGCCCAGUUCGUGCGCGGUCUUCACUGGAAGGUGAAGGAACUCCUGUCCACCAAGGACAAUAUCCCGGAUGACGACCUUGAGGCUAUAUUUGCUGCCUCCGUCAAAAUAGACAACAUUCGUCGGGAAAACGAGGAGAACCAACCCAAGAAGGCCCCUGCCAAGUCCCCGGUCACCGCGACCACUUCCACCACUACCACCACCCAACGGGUCCGCCUAUCAGAGGAUCCCAAUUACGUUACCCCGGAGGAAAGGGAUUGCCGCCGAGCAUCAGGGCUGUGCGUCAAAUGCGGUCAAAAGGGACACGGCAUCAAACAAUGCCCCAAUGGCUGGAAAGCUACCAUCAAAGAGGUAGCCAAGGUAGCUGAUGACGAGAUUACCGUCAAACCCUUGGUUACAAAAAACGCGCCUAUAGAAUCUAUUGUUUCCGAAUUUGUAUCUAUUGCCCUUGAUUCAAAUAAACGCCCCCUGUUAUACAUCGAUUUAAUAGCGCAAAACUUCCCGACGGCCCCCAUCAAAACCCUGAUAGAUUCCGGAGCAACAUCCAAUUUCAUUUCCCCCUCCAUUGUUGAAAAGUACAAAAUCCCAAAAACCCAACUCGAAAAUCCACAAGUUGUGAGAAUGUUAGAUGGUACAAUUUCACAGACUGGUCGCAUAUGGCACCAGGUUCAUCUCGCGGUCUCGGCCAAUGGCCAUACACAUUCCAUUCCUUUCCUUGUUUGCCCAAUUGGCAACACUCCGGCUAUCUUAGGCAUGACUUGGCUUACAUCAGAAUCCCCUCUUAUAGAUUGGCAACAGGGAACAGUCACAUUCCCUGAACAGGUUCAAAUUGCCUCAGAAGAAGAAGCGGACUCAGAUCCUUUAGCAGACCUUCCCCCGCAGUACCACAAGUUUGCUAAAGUCUUUGGCGAAGAAGAAUUCAAGGUCCUCCCUCCACAUAGGGAGUAUGACAUCUCUAUAGACCUUGUCCCAGACGCCAAAUUGACCCCUGGCCCCAUAUACGGCAUGACGGAUGCGGAAUCUAAGGCGUUGAAGCAACACAUUGACAAGGAACUAGCAACGGGCAAGAUUCGCCCCAGUACCUCGUCCGCCGGCGCUCCAGUCAUGUUUGUAAAAAAGGCAGAUGGCUCACUAAGACUGGUAGUUGACUAUAGGAAGCUAAAUGACGUCACGCACAAGAACGUCUACCCACUCCCUAGGCAAGACGACUUGAUGGCCAAACUUAGGCACGCAAAGAUGUUCACAAAGCUAGAUCUAUGCUGGGGUUACAACAACAUCAGGAUCAAAGAAGGGGAUGAAUGGAAAACGGCAUUCAGAACUAAAUAUGGGCUGUUUGAAUAUCUGGUAAUGCCUUUUGGCCUCACCAAUGCCCCAGCCGCCUUCCAACAUUUCAUGAACAACCUGUUCAGAGACCUCAUUGACGUCACAGUGGUGAUCUAUUUGGAUGACAUAUUAAUCUUCUCGGAGAAACCAAAGGACCACCCUAACCACGUAAGGGAAGUCCUCUCCCGAUUGAUGAAGAAUCAGCUGUUCUGCAAGCUCUCCAAGUGCCACUUCCACGUCACUACGGUUGAUUAUCUUGGCAUUGUCAUAUCCCCCACCGGCUUUUCCAUGGACCAAAAGAAGGUCGAGGCGGUCACAUCAUGGCCUCAACCCAAGACAGUAAAACAGGUCCAGGCCUUUUUAGGGUUUGUCAACUACCUCAGACGUUUCAUUCCCAACUUCAGCACGGUUGCGCGGCCCCUACACAAUCUCACCAAAAAGGAAACCCCCUGGUCAUGGGGUAAAACAGAGGAAGACGCAUUCCAGGAGUUGAAGGCCCUUGUCACCAAAUCCCCGGUUCUUAUCCAUUCCAAUCCAGAACUACCCUACUACCUAGAGACAGACGCAUCAGGGGUAGCCAUGGGAGCUAUAUUGAGCCAAAGGGGAGAAGAUAACCGGCUCCAUCCGAUUGCGUAUAUGUCAAAAUCCUUCUCUGGUGCUGAAGCCAACUAUGAUACCCACGACAAGGAACUACUGGCAAUCAUUAAAGCCCUGGAGGAAUGGAGGAUCUUCUUGGAAGCCACGGACAAACCAGUACAGGUGUUCACAGAUCAUCGCAACCUUGAAUAUUGGAUGCAGGCAAGAACCUUCAACCGACGACAUGCUAGAUGGCGCGUAUUCCUGAGUGAUUUCAAUUUUGAGAUACAUUAUCGCCCAGGGAAACAAUUGGGAAAGCCUGACGCCUUAUCCAGGAGAUCAGAUUACACGGAUACACCCCAGGAGCCAGAGGUUAUGCUACCAGCCAAGGUAUUUGCCAACACAUCAGAAGAGGAACUUGAAAUUGUCACCGAAGUCCGGAACAAGCUAAGGGAGGACCCAUCCCUAGAACCCAUCAUCCAGUUUCUGACAGAAGACGCUGAUAACGCACCCCCCUCUAUCCGAAAGGCCUACCGAGACUAUGACUGGGAGGAAGACCUUCUAUGGUACCGAGGGAAACUAGUAGUCCCAGACUCAGAGCCCCUGAAAGAACGACUGCUUAAGGAAUUCCACGAUUCCCCACUGGCAGGCCACCCAGGACAACAAAGGACACUGGAAUUAAUCAGCAGGUCUUACUGGUGGCCUGGUAUGAAGUCUUCAGCUAAGGAAUGGGUCAAAUGCUGCCCAGUAUGCCAAGCCAAUCGACGUGCUCACGCACCAACCAUUGCCCUCAAACCUUUAGAAGUACCCCCAUUCCCUUUUCAUACCAUCUCUUACGAUUUCAUUACGGGCUUCCCUAAGUCAAACGGGCACGAUGCAAUACUAGUAGUCAUCGACUCCUUCUUGAAGUUUGGACACUUCAUCCCAACCACAAAGAAGGUCACAGCCAAGGGCCUUGCCGACUUGUUCAUUAGUCAUGUUUGGAAACUACACGGAUUACCGGUCAAAACCAUCUCGGACCGGGGAACAACGUUCACAGGGAAAUUCCUAAGGGCUCUGUACCAGCGUCUUGGAGUCAAACCAGCCUUCUCCUCAGCCUACCACCCAGAAUUGGACGGCCAAACAGAAAGGGUGAAUCAGUUCAUAGAAUUCUACCUCAGAUCAUAUGUUGCCGCCGACCACUUGGACUGGGCUACCUGGUUACCGCUAGCGGAAUACGCCUACAAUAACGCAAAGCACUCCGCCACCGGAAGAACCCCUUUUGAAUUGGUUUAUGGUAGAAAUCCCGUCAUGAAUCCAUCCAACGUUCCUGCCAACGUCCCAGAAGCUGAUCAAGUGGCCAAUACACUAGCCCAAGAAUGGCAAGAGGCGGAAUCAGCACUCAGAAUGACCAAGGAGCGCAUGACAGGCACAAGAGGAGUGGUACCAAGAUAUUCUGUGGGAGAAAAAGUCUGGCUGGACGGAAAAAACGUGGAACUUAGGACAAACUCCAACAAGCUGGACCCAAAACGGCUAGGACCGUUCGAAGUCACCGAAAAAGUCUCCAGUCACGCUUACCGCCUCAAGCUACUGGAAACUCUGAAAAUUCAUGACGUGUUCUACGUAGGAUUGCUAUCUAAAGUACACGAAUCCCCAAGCCAACCAUUCCUGGAACAACCUCCCCCUGAAACAAUAGAGGGAGAAGAGGAAUACAAGGUAGAACAGAUCAUUGACUCAAAGAGGCAACGGGGAAAAUGGUUUUACUUAAUCAAAUGGAAAGGAUAUGGACCUGAGGACAACUCAUGGGAACCAGAGGAGCUACUUGAACAUAGUCAAGAGGAGAUCAAACGCUUCAACAAGUCACAACUGAAAAAGGCUUGUGACUCCGCCAAGAGCCUUUAA
This is a messenger RNA of Rhizoctonia solani, 4851 nucleotides long. RefSeq names its product Retrotransposable element Tf2 protein. Gene Ontology annotation, biological process: DNA integration. NCBI's taxonomy places the organism in Eukaryota, Fungi, Basidiomycota, Agaricomycetes, Cantharellales, Ceratobasidiaceae. The record is from RefSeq and is a predicted model, not a curated record. Gene Ontology annotation, molecular function: zinc ion binding; nucleic acid binding. The transcript is spliced from 3 exons. The coding region runs from base 1 to 4851 and encodes 1616 amino acids.